Messenger RNA from Coffea eugenioides, 2220 nucleotides. RefSeq names its product probable inactive purple acid phosphatase 1. Gene Ontology annotation, molecular function: metal ion binding; acid phosphatase activity. The transcript has 13 exons. Lineage: Eukaryota; Viridiplantae; Streptophyta; Magnoliopsida; Gentianales; Rubiaceae. The record is from RefSeq and is a predicted model, not a curated record. The coding region runs from base 143 to 1978 and encodes 611 amino acids.
AAUGCUAAAAAGUUAACAGUACACUGAACUGAAACUCUUAUCACCUUAUAAUGCUCCUUCAACUUGAAACGUCACGGACUCCUAAGGAUUGAGACUGACCCUUUUAGUAGACGCUUGAAUAACCACCGCAGCCGAGGGUACCAUGCGAGUUCUUGUGACUUUCCUGGCAGUUUUCUCUGCUCUUCUCCGCUUUCCAGGGGUUAAAUCUCAUGGAGUUCAACCACUCUCGGCGAUUGCCCUCCACAGAGCUGUAAUUGAUAUUGAUGAUCAAGCUUAUAUUAGAGCCACCCCUUUGAUUCUUGGAGUGAAUGGGCAAAACAAAGAAUGGGUCACUGUAGAGUAUGGCAUUCAAAAUCCAUCUGUUGAUGAUUGGAUUGGAGUCUUUUCUCCUGCUGAUUUCAGUGCGUCUACCUGCCUCCCUGAUAAUCCUAAAACUGUUCCACCUCUGUUGUGUACAGCACCAAUAAAGUUCCAAUAUGCAAACUACUCCAACCCCAAGUACAGAACUACUGGAAAAGGAAGAUUAAAGCUGCAGUUGAUCAACCAGAGAUCGGAUUUUUCUUUUGCACUAUUCACUAGUGGAUUGUUAUCACCGAAGCUGGUGGCCUUGUCAAAUACAGUUACCUUUGCAAACCCAAAUGCACCAGUCUAUCCACGCUUAGCCCAAGGGAAGGAGUGGAAUGAAAUGACUGUGACAUGGACAAGCGGUUAUGGACUGAAUGAAGCAGAGCCUUUCCUCGAAUGGGGUCUGAAAGGAGGAGAACAGAGACUUUCUCUAGCAGUGACAUUGACAUUUGAUCGUAACACCAUGUGUGGAGCUCCAGCAAGAACUGUUGGGUGGCGUGACCCUGGAUUUAUUCAUACAAGUUUCUUAAAGGAAUUGUGGCCCAGCUCAGUCUACACGUAUAAGUUGGGCCAUAGAUUGUUCAAUGGCACAUAUAUCUGGAGUCAGAUGUACCAUUUUAGAGCAUCACCUUAUCCUGGGCAAAAUUCUCUACAACGUGUGGUCAUUUUUGGUGACAUGGGAAAGGGUGAAGCAGAUGGCUCUAAUGAAUAUAACAAUCGUCAGCCUGGAUCUCUUAAUACAACCAAGCAGCUCGUAGAAAACUUGAAUGACACUGAUAUAGUGUUCCACAUUGGAGAUAUCUGUUAUGCAAAUGGAUAUCUUUCCCAGUGGGAUCAGUUUACUUCUCAGAUUGAACCUGUUGCUUCAAGAGUACCUUACAUGAUUGCAAGUGGCAACCAUGAGCGCGACUGGCCUGGAACAGGUUCAUUCUACAACACCAUGGAUUCAGGAGGAGAAUGUGGUAUCUUGGCUCAGACUAUGUUUUAUGUUCCUACUGAGAACAGAGCUAAAUUCUGGUAUUCCACAGACUAUGGCAUGUUCAGGUUCUGCAUAGCUGACACAGAACAUGAUUGGAGAGAAGGAACGGAACAGCAUAAAUUCAUUGAGCACUGCCUCGCAUCUGUCGAUAGACAGAAGCAGCCAUGGCUAAUCUUCCUCGCACAUAGAGUUCUUGGCUAUUCUUCAUCUCCUGUGUAUGCUUAUGAAGGAUCAUUUGCAGAACCAAUGGGAAGAGAGGGUCUUCAAAAACUCUGGCAGAAGUAUAAAGUUGAUAUUGCCAUAUUUGGGCACGUUCAUAAUUAUGAAAGGACCUGUCCAGUUUAUGAGAAUGUUUGUACAAGCAAUGAGAAGCAUUACUAUCAUGGCGCCUUAAAGGGGACAAUACACGUGGUUGCAGGAGGAGCAGGAGCAAGCCUUGCUGAAUUUUCUGCCAUCCAAACUGCAUGGAGUAUUUUCAGAGAUGUUGAUCAUGGAUUUGUAAAAUUGACUGCAUUUGAUCAUUCAAAUCUCUUGUUUGAGUACAAGAAAAGCAGAGAUGGCAAAGUUUAUGAUUCAUUCAGGAUCUCCCGUGACUAUAGGGACAUCUUGGCCUGCACUGUGGAUAGCUGCCCAGCUACAACCCUUGCAACUUGACUAUUGGAUGAAGGACUGCCAUCUGCUAGACAUUCAAGGCUCCUAAUUAAUGCUAUAUAUGCUAUGUUGAAAUGAAGUAACUGAUAUAUUUGUUGUGAGAGGCGAUAGACUAGUAGAAAGGCAUUCCUCACAUAUAUGUCAUACAACAGAAAAAUAAUCUUUCUUUUGUGUGAAAAAAAUAAGCUAUCACUAGCUUAACUUUGCCAUCCACCAAUAAUAAAAAGAAUUUGGUACUUCAUAUA